This is a messenger RNA of Trichoderma reesei QM6a, 531 nucleotides long. RefSeq lists its product as uncharacterized. The record is from RefSeq and is a predicted model, not a curated record. NCBI's taxonomy places the organism in Eukaryota, Fungi, Ascomycota, Sordariomycetes, Hypocreales, Hypocreaceae. Bases 1 to 531 code for a protein of 176 amino acids. The transcript has 2 exons.
AUGGCCUCAAACAACCUUGUUGCGGAACUCGUGUACACAAGCCUCAGCGUCCCCCCCGAACGAUACAAAGAUGUAUACCGCACCACCUUGGAGCCCAUUCUCCUCGCUCAACCUGGCCUGAUCUCAGCCAUGGGCGGUAUCAUCACCACAGGCACAGAGAGUGCCACGGCCAUCUCUUUGGUCGUCUGGGAGAGCGUAGAUGCGCACGUUGCCUUCAUCUCCGGCCCGGCAGCAUUUCCUUUUUUCGAGGCCUCAAAGCCAUUGAUGAGCGGACCGCCUGCAGUUGAGCACUAUAGAAUCGGUGGAUUACAGACACGUGCCGUCCAGAGCCGGUUUUCUCGGUUGCUCAAAGCUUCCGAUAAUGAGGACAAGGAGAAGUUGGCAAAGAUAUUGGACAAGUGUGUGGCGGCUGAAGGGAGUGAGACGGCUGUGAUCAGCAACUCUCGGACAGGUUUGAGGCGACUGUUGAUGCUUUGGAUAGGAACACGAGCAUCAAGACUCUUGCUGUUGAGUGGUAUUCAAGGGGCAUGA